Molecule: messenger RNA, 715 nt
Organism: Branchiostoma belcheri (Belcher's lancelet)
Lineage: Eukaryota; Metazoa; Chordata; Leptocardii; Amphioxiformes; Branchiostomatidae
Product: E-selectin-like
Exons: 5
Coding region: 56-715 (219 amino acids)
Source: RefSeq, a predicted model, not a curated record
UGCUACGCUUCAACUUCACAGCCACCGUGAACGUCUAGUCCAAGUGUGCGACAACAUGAGGAUUUGGUUGGUCGUUUUCCUAUUUUGCGCCUUGGUCUGGCAGUCAGAAGCCUGGAGGAGGCGUCGUCGUCGUAGGACCACUUCUAGGUGCUGGUCGUGGCCGAGUAAAGGGACUCACGUGACACGUUACGGAUGUAGCUGGCCUUUCCACCACGGGGAGACCUGUAACUUCGCCUGUAAGAGUGGCUACGGCUACCACAGCGGCAGCUCCAGUCGGCAAUGCAUUAACGGGGCUUGGACUGGAUCCAAGUACAUCUGCAGGCGCUGUACCUUUCCACCCCUCAUGAUCAAUGCCGUAAGGACGGGGUGUGCAUGGCCGUACCUGGUUAAUGAGCAGUGCAACUUCGCCUGUAAGUCCGGCUACACCUACGUCAGCGGCAGUUCAAUCAGGACUUGCCAGAACAACAAUGGGCUGACGGGACAUUGGACUGGAUCAACCUACAUAUGCAAGAAACGCUGUCUUUUUGGACCAACAUUGCCUUGGCAUAAUGUUGUAAAGUUUAACUGCGGCUCGCCCUACGACAUCGGAGAGACGUGCGACUUCCAGUGCAAGCCUGGAUACAUAUAUGACAGCGGAGACGCCCAGAGGACAUGCACCACAAGUGGUUGGGAUGGUUCUCCUUACAAAUGCAAAGGCGAGUAUACAUAUACGUAG